AGCUCCCCAAAUUCUUCCUCUCCUGUCUCUGCCAGAAGAUACCUGAGGCUGGAUGGCCCUUAGGUGUGAGGGAGUCCCCCCUCUCUUUCUUCUCUGCCUUCUCAUAGCUUUCCCUGUAACAGCUCUUUCCCCAUAGCUCACCACCCCAGAGCACACUUGGAGAGAGACUUAAUCAAAGGACUUUUGGAAGGAACAAUACAGAGACUCCCAAACCAAUGGAUCAAGAAAUCCAGCUCCAGAAUUCAGAGAAGAACAUCCAAGGAGCCCUUCGGGUUGCUUUCUGCCUGCUUCAAAUCCCAGAGCCAGAUCCCUUUAGUCAAUGGAUCUAGAGUCUCUCAAUCUGUCUUGCCUCUUGAAGACACUGUCCUUGGCUUAGGUCCAUAUUGUGGAGCCACUGAGCUCCAAACUCUGCUCCCUGAUCCUUCGAAACCACAGCCUGUUCGUUACGGAGUGCCACGUCCCACCAGCUGGGAUACGAUGGAGGUGGAAACUGAAUAAGGGUCAUGCAUGGAGCUCCCUAAAUGGAUCAGCCCAGCACCACCACAGGGUACGGUGCACCUGGGAGGACUGUCAGCAUCACAUGACGGGGAACAAACCAUGGAAAAUGACGCCAAGAACGGGGAGGCUGUGCCGAGAUGGAGGAGACCUCAGGGAGGAGCCCAAGAAACCCAGGUGCUAGAGACCGUGGUCGGGGCCAUACGCAGGAGCGGAAGUGUGGCGCCGGGGAUCCCUUCCAAGAGCUGUCGGGACGGGGUGGACCUGAGCUGCGUGCCUGGGCCCGACUCAGCGUUGCGCCCCGGGGAGAAGGCCUCUUUGUGGAAGCGCGCCGAGAGGGCGAAGGAGUUUUCUCCGUGUCUGAGAUGGGGCCGAGAGACCCUCGGGGGGCCGGAGACAGCACUGGACUCUCUGUACCAUCCUGCCAUUGAAGCAGAUUUCUCCAAGCACAUGGAUGCCAGGCACCAGUUCCCCAGGAGGAUGCAACUGAAGGAGACACCCGAGUUCCAGCUCCACUCCGAGCCCAAGAACGGGGAGGUAAAUAUCAGCUGGGCGGAGCAGAAUAAAGACAGGCCUGGCCCUAUGUGGACAGAGGCUAUGCUGGCCAGCCAGCUGGCCCUGUACAGCCACGCUUACCACAACUACCCCCUGCCGUUAUCUGGGCUGGAAAACCAAAGCCCGGCUGCCACUGGCAAACCUUACCAGCUAUCUGAGCAAGACUCCCUCCACUCCGCCAGUCCCUCUGGGGACAGCGCGGGCGACCCCCCUUCCUUCCACCACCUGAACACCCACUGCCCCUUCCUGGUGGAGGCCAAGCUGGCGGAGAGGAACCCCUUCUUGGUUUCCUCCAUUGUAUCAGCAAGCACUCCAGCUGAGUCUGCCUAUGGCAAUAGCUUGGCGAGCCUAGCCCUGGCUGGCCAGCCCCAGGACUGCCCCUCUGCUUUGGGAGAGGCCCAGUACACUGACCCAGAUUGGCACCGGGCACCUUACCCGCGCACAUGGAGCCAGCCGGCGUACCUGGCACCCCAUCCAAGAACAAAGACCCCGUCUGCUUUUGAAACCUGCUCCAGCUCAGGAAGCAAGGAGUUUUACCAGAAGAAGGAUCCUGGCUUUCCCCACACAGGAAAGGACCCGGCCCCUGUGCCCGACCGGGCGCAGCCUCAGCUGCUCAGCCAGUACAAGGUGGGGAAGGUGAAGCGAGAUGCAGAGAGCGAGAUGGAGGUGACCUACGUGGAGCCCCCGUGGAAGGGAGCUGAGCAGAGAGGGUGCAUGGCACUGGCCCCUCCCAGAGACCAAACCCUUCCUAACAACCAUGGCCAAAUGGGUCAGCCACUGUUCUACCUAAAGCACAAGGUGGCAGAGAGCUUGUGGUCCAGCCAGCCCCUGGUUCUGGAUUAUCCUCUCAGCAAAGCACCGGCCAGGCCCUCCGAGUCCAAAGACGAAAGCCUCAUGUACCAAAGUCUGAAGCCUGGCUCCCCUGCGGUGCUGCAGGAAUCCUCUGGAUCUCCACUCAUGGACAGAGCCCAGCCCCCUGCCCUUUCCAAAGUAGAGCUCCCAUCUGGGAUGGAUGUGCUUCCAGCUCAUGCUCUCCCCUGCAAAUGCUCCCCUUGGGACUGCCCCCCGAGAUGCUGCAAGAGGUGCCAGGGGGCAGGCUGCGAGGCUGUCAACUCCUUUGGCACCAGAAAUGAGAUGCCCGGGCCAUACCGAGAAAUAGAUGGAGCCUUGGGAGGACAUGGCAUCCAACGGGGCAAGGAUUCCUCCUUGCUGCCCUGCCCUCCCAGCAAUCACCACACCAAGCUGAAGAAAACCUGGCUGACCAGGCACUCGGAACAGUUCAGAUGCACUGCUAGCUGCCUCGGGGACAAAGGGGCUCCUGGUCAGAUCAAAGAGGGUUUGCCUCUGAGGCUCAAAGCUUUAAAGAGGGAAGGCCAGGAGAGCGCUGAAGAAGCAGACCAAUCUGGCAAACGGACAGCUAAGCGGCCUCACAGCCAUGUCUCUGGGGAGGAUCUCUGGAGCCCAUGCGUCGGCAGGGGUAGCUAUUCGGCAAAGCGGAGCUCAAAGGUAGCCGAGAACAAGGCGCUAAAUCCCACGAGGAAGGAUUGUGAGGCCCCGGAGCAGAGGAAGGUGCUCCCAGCAAUGGGAAGGAAAGCAGAUGCAGGAGAUGGAGGGCUCCUGAGUUGCAACGGAGAGGACGCCGGAGAGCAGAAGGAGAUGCGAUACCUACAGAGCGUUCCAUGUAUGGCCCUCCCUGACUGCAUUGAGAGGUGUUGUGCUUGUUCCUCCAAGGACGGGACGGGAGCCGUGCCCCGGGAGCAGGAGGAAGAACCCAUGGAGACCUUCUGUAGGCUCCUGCAUUUCCGAAGGCUGGUGUUCUGUGACAGCGGGGAGCUGAGCGUGGAUGGAUUCUCCACACUGGACGAAGCCGAGGGCGAGAGCUUAUGCCUGAGGAUCUCCAGCAGGGAGAGAAGGGCCCAGGACAUCAGCACCAGCCUCAGCCUAGCCAAGUAUCUCCUCUCCGUCCUGGGGGACCAGUUCUGUGAGGCCAUCAGGAGAGACAGAGAGGCCUGGCUGUGGGCACAAGGGGAAAACGAAAGGGUGACCGCCUGGCGGCGAGGGAAAGGCGCCCUGCAGGCCUGCGAUGCCUGCCAGCAUGGCCUCUUCAACGCUCACUGGAACUGCUCCAGCUGUGGGUUCCAGCUGUGCUCGGAGUGCUACCGGACCAAGAGAGAGCGAGCCAGCCCAGCCCAGACAGAGGAGUCUGUGCAGUCGGCCAAGUGUGUCCAAGGGCAGGGCCAUGAUGUUCUGUCCCUCAUUCCUGCGCAGUUCAUCCCCACCCACGUCCUGGCUGAGCUCUGGAAGCUGAUGCACGAAGUGCAGGUGAAGUUUGACAUCGAGUCGCGCUGCCCCUGCAGACUGAGCAUCUUGAGCAAGAGCCUCACUGACAACACGGGGGGUGGGCAGAAGGAGGAGAUGGGGAACAUGACACCUUUGCUACAACCUGCCAGCAACGAAGAGACAGACGGCUCGAGGGUAAUCAAGGAAGAAAACCCAGACUCCGUCCACCCGCCGAGCGAGCAGGGCCCCAAGGGCGCAGUGCAGACAUCCACCCUCUGCGAGCUCCUGACCUCUACGGCCGUCAGGCUGUGCCUGGGGCAGAAUGGCAUCCGCAUGGCCUUCGCGCCCGUCUCCCCGGCCUUGCCCAGCGACAACCGGAUCACCAACAUCCUGGACAGCAUCAUCGCCCAGGUGGUGGAGAGGAAGAUCCAGGAGAAGCACUCAGAAUGUGAGCAGCGGAGCCCCAGCCCCCCCGAGCCGCAGGUCUCCCACUGCAUCCUGGCCCCGGGGGGACUCCUGUGGCUUCACGAUCCAAACCACUCCUGCAACUACAAGCUCUUCCAGGAGCACUGGAGGCAGGGCCAGCCUGUCUUGGUUUCAGGGCUGCAGAAGACACUGAAGAGAAACCUGUGGGAGCCCGAGUCGUUCUGCCACGAACAGCGGGGGCAGGAGGUGCAGGCGGUGAACCUGCGAAGCCAGCCGGGCUGGACAAGGGUCAGCAACAAGGACUUCUGGGAUGGCUUUGCCUCCAGUGCCAAAUGCCUGGAGACAGAGAACAGCGAGGGGAACCUGCUCAAGCUAGAGAGCGGCUUUGGGGACAUGCCAAUGUGCAGGGCUGAAAACCUCUAUGCCAGUUUGCCACUGCUGGAGUACUGCGGGCAUGAUGGAAAGAUGAACUUAGCCUCGUACCUGCCAGGUAGCCAAGGCAGGCAGUGGCUGAGUCCCCAGAUCUGUGCUGCCUAUGGUGUGGCCCCUGAGGACAGGACCAUUGGGACCAAAAACCUGACAGUGGAGGCGACAGAUUCCAUCAGCGUCUUGGUGUACGUUGGGGCGUACCCGCUGGACGGGCACGGUGCCCAGAAAGAGAUUCUCCGGAGGGUGGAAGAGGAUGGAGUUGAUGACGUCCUUAAGGAACGGCUCUGGAACACGAGGAACUGGGCAGGAGCCCUGUGGCACAUCUUCCGAGCGGAGGAUGCUGACUGCAUCGAGGGGUUCUUACAGAAGGUGUGCAAAGCCCAAGGGCAGGACGGGGCGGCCCAGCUGGAUCUGAACGGCCACAGGAGCUGCUACCUGGAUGCGUCUCUGCGGAGGAGGCUGCGGGAGGAAUGUGGUGUGAGCGGCUGGACCCUGCUCCAGUUCCUGGGGGAUGCAGUGCUGGUGCCGACAGGGGCUCCACACCAGGUGCAGAGCCUCAGCAGUACCAUCAGCGUCACGCAGAGAUUCCUCUCGCCGGAGAACGCUGCCCGCUCGGCACGGCUCGCAGCUCAGACCACAGACCCUGCCGGCACGGCACAGAGACUUCGUGCACAGAUGGACAGCAUGGUGUAUGGUGCUGUGAGGGAGGCAGUGGGGACCCUGCAGGGCUACACUUAAGGCACUGGCAGGCAUGCAGCAUGGAGACGGAGGGCUGGCUUCAGACUGGGGCCUCCAGGAGGCAGAAUUGAAACAAAGGGGGCAGCAGCGCAGGAUUCCUGGGGAGCCCCACAUCCGCCUGUCUGGAUGGGGAGUGGCUCUUUGGCACUGACUAUGACAGGCCAGGGUUGUCAGGCUGAAGUGACCAGAGCACAGGGCCUGUGACGAGGAAGAUGAAUGCUGGACAAAAUGGGGCCAAAGCAUGCUCAUACCCAGCCACUCCCCUGCUCCGGGAAGGGCAGAAGCUGUGACGCGGACAGGUAGGACCAUCUGAGAGACCAUCCGCCCAAGUGAUGUGACCCCCAGCAUGUUCCAUACAGCCCCUGCCAGGAGCCAGUGGAUCGCAUGGGAUUCCAGCUUCCAGCAACACACGGGACUCCUUGGGUUUCUAUUGCAACCGUUCUGCACUGAGCACUUGUCCGAUAUGCUGCUGCCGGCUGUGCCAGCCCCACCUACCCUGCAGAGCCCCGCCAUGCCCACACGACGUCACACCCAGUGCUCGUUCCGAAGGCGUCUUCCCGCCGCUCGCCCUGACGAUGUCAUGCUUGGUGCUUACUUCGGCGAUGUCACGCCAUGGUGCUCGCUCCCAGGGGCAGCGUGGUCUGCGGGAGGGACCUUGGCCAGGUCUCCGUCCCCGCAGAUCCUCUCAAGCUGGAGGCGAGGGCUGAUGGGCCUAGGGGUGGGGGAGCCAUGGAAAUAAACGUCUGAGACGAGUCUUUGAGGAGACACGACCGACAUCGCAUGCAGAAUCGAUGUCCAUUUAAUUCUCACGCACUCCCCUUUGCAGGUGUCUCAGGGCUUGGGGCAGGGCUGGGGGCCAAGGGGAGCUAACCCAGGCCCCUGGAGCCUCUCACCCCAAGAUCCAUCAGCCAACAAGGCCAUUGCACUGGUUUGAGACCCAGAUCUCCACCUGGCCUUCCCUGCUUUCCCCACCUCCGUGUCCAUCUCUCCCCUGUGGCCACUGCUGGUUCCCUGUGGACUGAGAAUCCGGAUCACUGAGGGGCCCAACCCAGUGAGUCCCCUUGGACCCUACAGGGGCCUGGUUAGGGGGUGGCAGUGGUAUGUGUGAGAGGGGGGGCAUUUCUGAGGUGUUUGUCUAGUGACAAUAUUGGCCAACCCCCCACUCUCCCAGCUUUGUUCUCUCUCCCCAGCCCCUGGAAGCAGGCUGGUAUGACCUGUCUCCCUAACCGGGGAAUGGAGUGGGAGGGCAGGUCCCACCAACCAGCUGGGGUGAGGAAAGCAGACAGUCUGCUGCUCCCCAAAUCCCCUUUCUCUUGCCCUUGCUGUCCUCCUCCCCCUGGCAGCAGAUACCAUCUUAAUCGGUGCAUCAAACAGGCCCUCUGGUUUAUUCCAAUCUCCUGUCUGCCUGCGUCUCUCCAGGCCAUGCUUUCAUUGCUGUGCACGUUGGCUGAACGAGCGAAGUGCGGCGAGAUCAUGCAGUAGUUGUAAGAGCCCAUCCUGCCGGGCUGGCGCUCCCUCCCAGCAGGAGUAACAAAGGCAGGCGGAAGUGGCUCAUGCACUUGUGAGGUCACCUCCCAAGGAGAGCAAGCAUCUCCCUAGAGCCCUGGGGACCAAUGCGGGGAGGCCUGGAGCACACAGGAGGUUGUGGCUUGGGCGUAGGGUUGCCAACGGUCCCUUAUUACAAGGGACAUCCCUUAUUUUGUCAUCUCUGGGCAACAAGUUGGGAGUUGCUGAGUGCUGCAAAGAGCAGCAAGAAAUCCCCCUGGCAAGUGUAGGUUAGUACUGCUGAUUAUUAUUAAUAAUGAUAAUUUCAGGAGGCGGGGGUACUAAGAAAACAGUCCCUUAUUUUUGAAAUACCAUGUUGGCAACCCUACUUUGGGGGCGGUCACAUCAGCUCUCUGCUCUUUCUGCACCGGGAGGGUGGGAGGCUGCUGCUGCACUAUCAGGCUCUGCCUCGGUUUCUCCCUCUGACGUGGUCCCAGGCAGCACAAGGGCGGCCCCAGCUUGUGCAAAGGAGUGGAGUCUCUCUCCUCCCCCAGCGCCUGCGAAUUGCCAGAGGCCCUGUUCCCAUCUGUUCUCUGCUACACCAGUUGGCAGUGUGCACAGGGAGGAGGCCAAGGGAUUAAAAGCCUCUCUGGUUUAGCAGUUCCCUCUGUAAUUAAACCUUAGGGCCCGGGCUGCUGCUUAACUCUUUCCAAAGUGUGUGGCAAGCCAGAGGCUGCUCUGCCGGUGCAGGAGUGGGAAGGAAAUGGCCGGCUUAGAAACCCCCUCCCCAAUACACAAUGGCGGGGAAGCUGCAUGUAACUCACUGCCAGGGGACUCCAGCAGUGCAGCCACGCCUGGCCUGAGCAAGGUGGGGGCGUUCUGGGAUACGGAGAGGUACUGUGCUCUCAGUGCAGGGCUGUGGUGCCGUUAAUGUGAAUGGGGGACUCCGCACGGGCAGCCAGGGGCCGUUCUCAUACGCAGCAGGUGAGUGGCACGUUUCCUUGCAAGCUCUGCUGCCCUCCCGCCUGUUGGCAUUGGGUGGGGUGCCCAUGGUGAUGCUCCAUAGUGACAUCACUGGAGGUGCUGGUGGUGACGGGCAUCGUGUUUGUUGCACCUUGUGAUGAGGUCAUAACGGAGGCUUAUCCGAGUUGUAACACUGCACUGGCUGGCCAUAUUUGGUGCAUCAUGGCCUUGGCUUGUUCUGCUGGCCUCACACCAGGAAUUUAUUCUGCUGCUGUCACUGUGUGUAGUGACUUCGGAUUUGUGCUUCCUUUGAUGACGUUGUGCCAGGUUUCAUUCUGUGCCCUUGGGCUCAGGGCUUGUUGUGAUGUCAUCACACAGAAGGUUCACCCUGAUGAUGUCACCACGCUGGUCAUGAUCUCCCUAGGGAUGUCCAUUGGGAUUAUGGCAUUCGGUGUGCGGUAUCAGCAGCAAUGCUCUAAAGAGUGCCAGUGGGGCAGUUCUCUCCCCAAAAGCGCCAGGCCCUUUGAGGGUCCAGUGCCCAUGGCAAUGGGGCUCUCCGUGCGACUACCCUGGGAAGAAAUGGUGUAAUAUCGAUAAAGCAAUGGGCUUAGCUGUCAGGGCUCUAUUCCUAGCCAUGAGAGGGGAGUGGUGUCUAGUGGUUAGAGCAGGGGAGACUGCCUGGGAGUCAGGGCUCCAAGGUUCUAUUUCUGCCUCUUGGGAUGAGUGCAGUGUAGUGGUCAGAGCAGGGGCUGGGAGUCCGAAGACCUGUGUCCUGUUCCCAUCUCUCCCUGACCUGAUGGUGUCAAUAAUGCUGAGCGACCUCCCAGGGGACUUGAUCACACUGAUGUUCCUAAAGCACUUUGAGAUCCUGGGGCAGGAAGGGCUGGCAAGGGGAAGUGUCAGAUUUCCAUGUCUGUUGCUCCCGACAGUCGACAGCCCUGUACGUAGCCUCCCCUGGCUGCCCUGUCAAUGUUCUUCUUGUUUCCCUUCUGUCAAGCAGCAGCACUAGCCUGGCUGGAUGACUCGCUGCCCUUUGGGAGCUCAGGGAGGAAGGGGGAAUCCCAUCUCCCUCUCCUGUUUCCUUUUUAGGAUAGUUCCUCCAGGCCACUCCAGACGCGGGGCUCCUUCCAGCACUAGAAUCCUCCAGCAAGGCAGGCACUGCGUCUCAUCAGCAGCCUGCCAGCUAAAAUAAACGCCAUCCUCCCGGGCCCCUGCUCCGCCCUGCAGAUGUGGAAGAGCUGAGAGCUUAGCCUGCAAUGGCAGGGUCAGCUGGGGUCAGGGUGGGAUAAAGCAGCCAAUCCUAUCAGAUUAAGAGCCGGUCAUUUCAGGCUGCUGUGAAUUAGAUGCUGUCAAGUGAGGCGCUUGGGUAAGUUUAGACCAGAUGCUCCUGUUGGCUGCUGGCCAGGUGAACGCUGCCGUGCUUCUACGCUUGACUGGGCCUCACCCCCCCCACACACACUUUCCACAGGCAGCUCCAGUCGCUUGCGACUCUGGAGUGGGAGGCCAGGGCUUGAUUCCGCCUGCUAGCUGGGAUUUCCCUUUUUCCAGGAGACAGACACCCUAGGAGUGAGGCGAGCAAAAAGCCUCAGAAACGCCGCCCCUGGCUCCAGGCGUUGGAGGCGAAGGAAGCGGAGUUUCAGGGACUGAUGGUGGCAGAGGAAACUUCCACUAGGUGGAUACUUCAAAACCAGCCCUGCAUGGAAGCCCUUCCCAUCCUGCAGCUAGUCAGUGAAAUGAGUUUGGUGGGGCUCAGGCCAGUUCCCACUCAUUCUUGUUCGUAUUACCGUAGUGCCUAGGAGCCCCCGUCAUGGAUCAGGACCCCACUGGGCUAUGUGCUGCCCAAACAGACCAAAAAGCCAGUCCCUGCCCCAAGGAGUUCACAGUCGAAGCAGGCUUUGUCCUCCCCUGCGGUCAGUCUCAUCAGAGCAAGCGCCACUCUGGGAAUCAGACACGCCUCGCAUGUCCCUUCUCAUCCCAGGAACUCAAGGACCUUACAGGCAGUGGGCUCAGCCACCCAGCCCCUCUGAGGAGGUAGCUGAGUACUGCUGUCUUCUAGCUCUCACAGCAAGUCCCUGACAGAGAUGGGAACAGGACCCUGGUGUCCUAACUCCUAGACUGGUCGUCUCUUCCCCGCAACCCCCAUGCUUGAGAUGAGUAAGCUGCCUUGGUGGGGGGCCUCGCACACAUCCCAAGGCCACUGUGCUUCUGGAAAACAUACACAGCUGCUGUUCUAUCCCCAGCAUGGCCUGCAUACCCCAUCUCCCUCCUAAUCUCUGUCCCUGGUGCACUCAGCACUGGCUGCAUGCCUCUCCCCUGCCCCACGCUUUCUCUCCAUCUCUUUCCUCCCCCCUCCCCAUCUCUCCUUCUCACUCACCUUGGUCUUCCUGCCUUGUGUCCUUCCCUUUCCUGCUCCCCCUUUCCUUCCCAGAACAAAACCAUCCUCAUUCUUUCUCUUUGGGCUGGGAUUCCCGCUCACCGGUGUCCCUUGGUUCUGGGUGUAAGGCAGGUGCGUGCCCCUGCCAAACCAGGCAGUGUGUGAAUGUAUUGGGUGAGGGCAGCCCUGUGCUGUGUGGCUGGUUGGAUGCAGGGGAGGCAGAGUGCAUUUCAUCUGGAGUCCCUACAUCAGUGUUAAAAGGAAGAGUCCUCAAUAAACUGUUGGCAAGA
Molecule: messenger RNA, 10035 nt
Organism: Malaclemys terrapin pileata
Lineage: Eukaryota; Metazoa; Chordata; Testudines; Emydidae
Gene: HR
Product: HR lysine demethylase and nuclear receptor corepressor
Exons: 19
Coding region: 508-4923 (1471 amino acids)
Biological process (GO): regulation of transcription by RNA polymerase II
Cellular component (GO): chromatin; histone deacetylase complex
Molecular function (GO): chromatin DNA binding; transcription coregulator activity; histone H3K9 demethylase activity
Source: RefSeq, a predicted model, not a curated record